This is a messenger RNA of Phyllostomus discolor (pale spear-nosed bat), 4642 nucleotides long. Its product is annotated as histone-lysine N-methyltransferase PRDM9-like. Gene Ontology annotation, biological process: regulation of DNA-templated transcription; positive regulation of reciprocal meiotic recombination. Gene Ontology annotation, molecular function: protein binding; zinc ion binding; recombination hotspot binding. Gene Ontology annotation, cellular component: nucleus. The transcript is spliced from 8 exons. The record is from RefSeq and is a predicted model, not a curated record. Lineage: Eukaryota; Metazoa; Chordata; Mammalia; Chiroptera; Phyllostomidae. Bases 329 to 1345 code for a protein of 338 amino acids.
GGGCCCACGACUCACUUUCCUGUGUCACCACCACAGGCAGGCCACCUAGCUCCAGGAGGAGGACCGUGAGGACUCCGAUGAAGAACGGGCUCCGAGGCAGCAAGUCAAACCUUCUUGGGUGGCCUUCAGAAGGGAACAGAGUAAACACCAGAAGGCAACAUCCAGGGUGCCAUUAAGCAAUGAAUAUAGUUUGAAGGAAUUGUCAGGAACAGCAAAUUUGAUGACUGCAAGUGACUCAGAGCAUGCCCAGAAACCAGUGUCCUCUCCUGGAGAAGCAUGUGCCUUUGGAAAGCACACUAGAUGAAAAUCAGAACUCAGGAGAAGGGAAAUGGACAUGAAGAUGUACAGCCUACGAGAAAGAAAGGGCCAUGUGUACCAAGAGGUCGAGUUCCAGGAUGAUGAUUACCUUUAUUGUGAGAAGUGUCAGAACUUCUUCAUUGACAGCUGUGCUGUGCAUGGACCCCCUACAUUUGUGAAGGACAGUGCAGUGGACAAGGGGCAUCCCCACCGCUCAGCCCUCACCCUGCCCCCUGGGUUGAGAAUUGGGCCAUCGGGCAUCCCUGAGGCUGGGCUUGGAGUGUGGAAUGAGGCAGCUGAUUUGCCUGUGGGCCUGCACUUUGGCCCUUAUGAAGGACACAUCACAGAAGAUGAAGAGGCAGCCAAGAGCAGAUACUCCUGGCUGAUCACCAAAGGGAGAAACUGCUAUGAGUAUGUGGAUGGAAAGGACAGAUCCUGGGCCAACUGGAUGAGGUAUGUGAACUGUGCCCGGGAUGAUGAAGAACAGAACAUGGUGGUCUUUCAAUACCACAGGCAGAUUUUCUACCGAACCUGCCAGGUCAUCAGGCCAGGCUGUGAGCUGCUGGUCUGGUGCAGGGACGAGUAUGGCCAGGAGCUGGGCAGCAAGUGGGGCAGCAAGUGGAAGACAGAGCUUGUGGCCAGGAGAGCAGAACCAAAGCCAGAGGUGCACCCAUGUCCCUCCUGCUCUCUGGCCUUCUCCACUCAGAAAUUCCUCAGCCAACAUGUGAAACUCAAUCAUCCCUCUCAGAUUCUCCCAGGAACAUCUGCAAGAAAACACCUCCAAGCAGAGGAACCCUGUCCAGAGGAUCAGAAUCAGCAGCAGCAACAUACUCAUACACACAGCUGGAAUGAUAAGGCUAAAUGUCAAGAGCUCAAAGAAAGGUCCAAACCUUUGCUUAAAAGGAUCAGUCAGAAGAGACUCUCAAGACCCUUUUUCCAACCUUCCAAAGAACAAAUGACAAGCUCUAGUGAGCAUGAGAGAAUGAUGGAGGAAGAGCCCUGCAGAGGCCAGAAGAGAGUCCAGAGGACACAGGCAAGUUAUUUGUGAAAGCAGGAAUGUCAAAAAUUUUAACAAUCCAGCACAGUGGGUGCUGGCAAAGCUUCAAUGAUGGGUCACAUCUCAUCCCACUCCAGAGGACACACUCUGGAGAGAAGCCCUAUGUUUGCAGGGAGUGCGGGCGAGGCUUUACAUGCAAAUCAAGUCUCAUCACACACCAGAGGACACACUUUGGGGAGGAGCCCUAUGUUUGCAGGGAGUGUGGGCAAGGCUUUACACGGAAGUCAAGUCUCAUCACACACCAAAGGACACACUCGGGAGAAGCCCUAUGUCUGCAGAGAAUGCAGGCGAGGCUUUAUAUGCAAGUCAAAUCUCAUAAAACACCAUAGGACACACUCAGGGGAGAAGCCCUAUGUUUGCAGAGAUUGUGGGAGAGGCUUAGCACGGAAGUCGUAUCUCAUCACACACCAGAGGACACACUCAGGGGAGAAGCCCUAUAUUUGCAGGGAGUGUGGGCGAGGCUUUACAUGCAAAUCAAGUCUCAUCACACACCAGAGGGCACACUCAGGGGACAAGCCCUAUGUUUGCAGGGAGUGUGGGCGAGGCUUUACAAGCAAGUCAUGUCUCCUCAGACACCAGAGAACACACACUGGGGAGAAGCCCUAUGUUUGCAGGGAGUGUGGACGAGGCUUUACACAGAAGUCAGUUCUCAUCAGACACCAGAGGAUACACUCAGGGGAGAAGCCCUAUGUUUGCAGGGAGUGUGGGCGAGGCUUUACAUGCAAGUCAGGUCUCAUCAGACACCAGAGGACACACUCGGGGGAGAAGCCCUAUGUUUGCAGGUGACGUGAAUGAAUCAUUACCAUUAAAUCACAUGUUAAUAGCCCUCAGAAGUCUAUAGAACCUUACUCUCCCCAAGAUUGUAAUUAGUACAGAAGUAACUGGUUAAACAAACCCUCCAGUUUCAUGACAAGAGAUGAGAUGGACAAACAGUUCCAUCAGUAAUAUGGGGAUAUCAACAUCAGUGUUUUUCAUGGGUUUUUGAUGGCCUUUUCUGAAAAGUUUUGUCUCCAUACAAAUAUGAAGCCCACAUCCCUCAUUCCGCCAUCACUGAAAGCAGAGAGUUCAGAAAGAGACACCAAGAACUCGUACUCUCAGCCACAGAAAUUUAACCCCUACAAAUGGGUAAGUCUGGAGCCAGUCUACUUUGGUUACUGCCCAGAGAGAGGGAUUUGAGACAGACUCACCUGAGAAGGGAAUUCCCCAGACUCCUGGGAAGUGGGGCCUUUUCUCUUACUAGGCUCCCUACCCUCCUCCCUUGGCUUAUCUUGGCUCUUCUCCUACUUUCCUACAACCUCCGGAGCCUCAGGGGUGAACAGCAGGGAGGGAUGUAUGCUUGUGCACAGAUGUAAGCCUGGCUCAGUCUGGGCACCUGGUCUUCCUCACUCCUUGCUGCCCCUUCAGGGUCAGCAUUUCCUGGUGCACAGCAUACAGAUUCCACAUCAGUCUAUAGUGGGUGUGAGUCUCAGCUCUGUCUUCUCCAGCUGUGUGACCUAAGACCAGAUUCUCAACUUCUCUCUGCCUGCUUCCUAGUCUGUACACUGGAAAUGGGAACUCCAGCCUUUCAGUGUGACAUUCAAAGUUGAGUGAGCACAGACAGAAUCUGGCAGGUGGAUCACUGAGAUCACAAGCCCUGCUGAACAGCCAUCAAUGCCCUUGUCUUCUGGGUCUUUAGCACUGGACAAAGGAAGAUAAGGACAGGGUAGGGAUCUGUAGCCAAACUCAGAUUUUGAGCAAACCCCAUUGCUUUCCCCACAUAGACUCAGCUGCCCUGAGAAGGAGGCAUGAGGUGGAGGAUGUGCCUUCCUCCAGAUUACCACCCUUUCUCUGAGCUUGUGCACUCAGAGCCUCCUCAGCAUAGGCGGGUGGUACUGAAAAUAACCUGUGAAACAAGACCCUCACCCACCCCUUGCUGAGAAACACUGGGAGGAACAUCUGCCCACACUGGUGUGUUAGGUAGGAUAGAUGGUAAGCCAAGGCAGGGAGGAUGAGGAAGACAUGUGUCACCCACUAACUCAGCAGUCCUGACCUUGGGCCAUUUCUAUUGCCAGAUGGUCCAGCAUCACAAGAAACUCCAUGCUACCACAUGGAAAUUCUAGGUAUCAUUUCCACCAUCUGGGAAAGAAAGGCUUUCAAACUAUUCAUCCCAAGGCCUAGAAGAUGGGAGGGGGUCCACAGCACUCAAGGAAAGGACCCAUAAAACAAAACUGGCUGUUUGCCCCUGUCCACUAUCUGUUUUAUGAAGGGUCCCUAAUGUUUACAGAAAGAGCCCAUAGAUAACUUUGGGUGACUGCUUUAACUUUCACUGUCUCCUGUCACAGGUCUGUUUUACAAGAUAACCAAAUGGGGUCUGAAGCCAGAUAAGGAUUUGGGCUACCGACCCCCACACAUACCUACGUUUGAGUAGUCUCAUCCCCCGUGGAAGCUGGCACCACUUUUACCUGUCAAUCAAUAUGUAAGUUCUUUGCCCCCAUCCCAUGAACUAUAUAAGUCCUCAGGACAAAGGACCUGGUGCUCUUGCCAUCCAACUUCUUCCCUUUCACUCCCAUCUCAGCAAGACCUGUCCUCUUCCAUGAGAACGUAUCACUAACAGACCCUGUUUGCACACUAACACACUUGCUGAUCUGUAAUCCUUUACUGCAUUGGCAAGAAGGACCGAGUUUCUCCUGUGACAGGUGCACCCAGUCUGCAAAUGGCAUUCAUGAAGCCUGCAACAUAGGAGCUUCCGUAAUGCACUCUCCUUGUACCUGGGUCCCACAGGGCUUAAUACACCACUGACACCAUCUUGAAAUUAGUACUUACUGUGUCUUUAAACUUUUGUUUGUGAGGUCAAGAGUGAUGGGAUAAUGGACAUGCACAAUGUUGUUCGUUCCUGGCCACCCCUUCCCAGAUAAUGUCCACAAUGGCCCAGGAGGACAAAAUUCCAGUGGGCCCAAUGGUGGGAGUCCAGCAAGACUGAAGGUGAGAACGGGGUAAACGUCUACAUCUGCAUAAGCAUAAGGAAGGGUGCUAGCAGCUCCCAGAGAUCACACUUUUCUUAGAACCAGAGCUGAAUCCAAUACACAGAGAUGGCAAUUAGUGAGGACCCCAUCAUACCCUCUCCUGCAUGAGGGACAUGACCUAAGUAUGACCCACCCUGUGUCUGCUGGGGUGGGUUCACCAAAGGGGGACACCCAUCCCCGUGACCAGGAACAAUGACCUUUCUGUCCUCCCAGUGCCAGGCUUGUGAAGAGUGUCUACAUAAACUAUGUGGAUUUCAAUAAUAAAUACCCACUAUUAUGUUCUUUU